This is a messenger RNA of Empidonax traillii (willow flycatcher), 2852 nucleotides long. It is a transcript of the gene ADAM15, whose product is annotated as ADAM metallopeptidase domain 15. The transcript is spliced from 24 exons. NCBI's taxonomy places the organism in Eukaryota, Metazoa, Chordata, Aves, Passeriformes, Tyrannidae. Gene Ontology annotation, biological process: innate immune response; proteolysis; integrin-mediated signaling pathway. The record is from RefSeq and is a predicted model, not a curated record. Gene Ontology annotation, molecular function: metalloendopeptidase activity; integrin binding. The coding region runs from base 27 to 2561 and encodes 844 amino acids.
GGCCUCGGCUGCUCCUGACCGCGGGGAUGCUCCUCGCCGCCAGCACCGGGGGCAGCGGGAGCGCCGCAGGUGACAGCUUGUGGCAGCACAGUGCAGAACCAGGACACUACUGGGCCGUGACCCCGUGGGUCCUGCGGGGCAACCAAAAGCUCAGCUUGGCAGAGGCGACCCAGGAGGGGUUCCCCACCCAGCUGAGGGUCCUGCUGGAGCUGGAGGGGACGAGGCUGGUGCUGGAGCUGGAGCAAAACUGGGAUCUGGUGCAGGCCACAGGGGCACUGCUCUACUACCUGCCCAACGGCACGUGGGUGAUGGAGAAGCCCAGUGAGGAGGACAACUGCUGCUACCAGGGGACAGUGCAGGGCUUCCCCGACUCCUGGGCCAACCUCUGUGCCUGUGCAGGACUCAGUGGCCACCUGCAGCUGUCAGAGACCAGGAGCUACGAGCUGGAGCCAGACAGCGGCCCCACAGAGCAACACGUGGCCUUCCAUCCCUGGGUGGCUCGGGUGGCACCACGGGCCUGCGGGCAGGAUCCCCUGGACCCCCACCCCGGGGCAGAGGUGACAGAGACCUCCAGGCCACAGAGGGGCAAGCGGGCAGCAGCGGAGCAGCGGUUCGUGGAGCUGGUGAUGGUAGUGGACCACGCUGCGUUCCAGAAUUACCCCAGCCUCCAACGUGUUCGCUCCCGGACCCUGGAAAUCGCCAACCAGGUGGACGCGUUCUUCCGGCCGCUGGGAGUGCGGGUGGCCCUGCUGGCAGUGGAGGUCUGGAGCGAGGGUGACAGGAUCCCGGUGGGCAGCAGCGCCCGGGCGGCGCUGGAGCGGUUCCUGCGCUGGCGCCGGGAGGAGCUGCUGCCCCGGCUGCCCCACGACAACGCUCAGCUCCUGACGGGUGCCCGCUUUGACGAUGUCGCGGUGGGCAUGUCGACUCAAGGCUCCAUGUGUUCCCCCACGCGCUCCGGGGGGGUCAGCAUGGACCACUCGGUCAGCGUCCUGGUCGUCGCCUCCACCGUGGCCCACCAGCUGGGGCACAACCUGGGCAUGCGCCACGACAGCCCCGGGCGCUUCUGUGACUGCAGCGACCUCCGGCACGACCGCGGCUGCAUCAUGGCAUCGCCCACAGGGCUGACACCCGGCUUGAGCUUCAGCAACUGCAGCCGGCAGGACCUGGAGCGCAGCCUGCAGCGGGGCCAGGGCUGGUGCCUGUCCAACGUGCCCGAGCCCCAGCUCCUGGCUGGGAGCCCCACCUGUGGGAACUUCUUCCUGGAGUCGGGCGAGAGCUGUGACUGCGGCCUCAGUGUGGAGUGCACGGAUCACUGCUGCAACAGCAGCUCCUGCGAGCUGAUGCCGGGGGCCGUAUGUGCCAGCGGGGACGCCUGCUGCCAGGACUGCCAGCUGCGCCACGCUGGGCACCUGUGCCGGGAGCCGCGGGGGGAGUGUGACCUGCCCGAGUUCUGCGACGGGGUCUCGCCGCACUGCCCACCCGACACGUUCCUGCAGGAUGGGCAGCCCUGCGCCGGCGGGUGGGCGCGCUGCUACGGCGGGGCCUGUGCCACCUACGAGGGGCAGUGCCAGCAGCUGCUGGGGACAGGCGCCAGCCCUGUGCCCAGCUCCUGCAUGGCCACCCUGAACGCCAGAGGGGAUGAACGUGGGCACUGCGGGCAGCUCCCCAACGGCUCCUACAUCGCCUGCGCCCAGCAGGAUGCUGGCUGUGGGAUGCUGCAGUGCCAGCGCGGCAGCACCCGUGGGGACAGACCAGGAGGGUCCUGCCAGGGGACCCCCCUGCCUGGGGACGAGGAUGUGAGUGAUGCAGCCAUGGUGCUGCCCGGCACUGCCUGUGGCCCUGGGAAGAUGUGCCUCCAGCACCGGUGCCAGGAUGUCUCCGUGCUUGGCGACCAACAGUGCCAGAGCAAGUGCCACGGGCAUGGAGUGUGCAACAACCACGGGCACUGCCACUGCGAGCGGGGCUGGGCCCCCCCGACCUGCGAGAGCCCCGGCACGGGGGGCAGCCAGGACAGCGGCCCCGCCGGCCUCGAGCGAGGAGGCAGCGCCCUGCCCACAGCCCUGCUGGUGAGCGCCCUGCUGGGGCUGGCGCUGGCACUGGGGCUCUGCUGCGCCCGCCGCGCCGGCCUGCACAAGCACCUCUGCCAGCUCGGCAAGGGCACCUCCUGCCAGUACAGUGCUGAGACCCGGGUGCGGUUCCUGGGUCCCGGAGCCGCCGACGGCUGGAGCGGGAUCUCGCAGCCAGAGCCCCCAUCGAGCAGCCAGGGCCCCCCAGCGCGCCCCCGGCCCCCGCAGUGGCGCCAGGCCACGGAGCUGCAGGUCAUGCGUGGCAGCAAGGCCCCCCCCUCGGACAGGCCACCCCCCCCCACGCGCCCGCUGCCCGCGGACCCCGUGGUGCUGCCGAGCCCUCAGCCUCCAGGUCCAGCCAAGCCGCCCCCACCGCAGCGGCCGCUGCCCCUGAACCCCCCUGGCCCUUCGCUGGCCCGCAGCGAGAUCCCCUCCGGGCACCCCUAUGUCACAGUGAUCCCUGCCAGGCCCGCCCCGGCCCCACCGGAGGCCUGAGCCACGGGCCGGGACAAGGCCGAGCCCCGCCGGACUCCGCCGGGACCCCUCCGCCACUUCAAUAAAGGGGCUGUGAGCUGCCUGCGCGCUGCCUCCGCCGAACCGAGACCGACACCGGGACAGCGGGACACCGGGAGCGGCCCCGGGACACCGGGAGGGGGGAGCGGCGCCGAACUACAACUCCCAGCAGCCCCCGCGCCGGAAGGGGCUCCCGGCACUCAGCGCCCCCUGGCGGGCACCGCGCGCACCUGCAGCGGGGGGGGGGGAGUGUCCCGAGGGGCCACGUGGGCG